GGCACCUCCAAAUUUAAAAUCAGAGCAAUUCCACAAAACCAAUCAAAAACGCUUAUUUUGCCUGAAAGAAAAGAAAGAAAUGUUGGAAGAGGAUGGAGCAUGCGUUGAAGAAGUGAAAGAAGUUGGCCGAUAACAGCGCUGCCAGCAGCCAAGUGAGCAUUUUUGGAACCUUUUCAAGAACGACGGUAGCCCGACGGUACUCCGAUGAAAUAGUGUGAUGCUAAAAAUGCCAGUUUCAUUAGUGUGUUUUGUACCCGUAUCAUUUUUGCCUCACGCAUUUUUAAUUUUCAAAAUAAAAGUUGGUAACUAGUGAAAUUCAAUCUCCUCAAUCCAAGGGCCGUUUUUCACUACCCGUAUCAGCUAUCGCCGGUGUUCGGGGGUAUAAAUACCUAAUAAUAAUAAACUAAAAUUAUGGUGCUAGCCGAGAAAAACGACAACUCUAGAAAUGGACGUAGAAGUCGAGGGCCAAGUCCCAAUGGGCACGUACAGGCAGAAUCUUCGAGCGAGGAUGAAAGUCCAGUUCCAGUAGAUAAAAUUCGAGUAGGUAGAGAUUACCAAGCCACAUGUCCAGAAUUACAACCAGAAGCUCAGAGAAAACCGGAAUUAUUAGCCGAUAGAGCUCUCUUAGUUUGGUCACCAACAGAAUCCAUACCCGAUUCAAAAUUGGAAGAUUAUAUUGUGUUGGCCAAAGACAAAUAUGGCUACAAUGGUGAGCAAGCGCUGGGCAUGUUGUUCUGGCACAAACACGAUCUGGACAGGGCCGUUAUGGAUUUGGCCAAUUUUACACCAUUUCCAGAUGAAUGGUCUGUUGAGGACAAGGUGUUGUUUGAACAGGCGUUUCAGUUCCAUGGCAAGAGUUUCCACAGGAUACGUCAAAUGUUGCCAGAUAAAAGUAUUGCUAGUUUGGUGAAGUAUUAUUACAGUUGGAAGAAAACUAGAACUCGGACAAGCCUGAUGGAUAAACAGGCUAGAAAACUGAAUGGACCCAAGGAAGAUGGAACUGAGGAUGGUGAAGCACGUGCUUCCAAUGAUGAAUCCGACCAUGAUGAGAAGAGAUGGACUUUUCACCGAGGAAUAAAUCGUAAAAGCGGGACCACUAGUAGAGGGGGUCAAUCUAGCAGAGAUUCUGCUAUUCAGGGUGAGGGUGGUACCUGCUCAAAUUGCGGCGUGUUUUGUUCCAUCGUCCAUAGAAGUACAAAGGGGCAAUUAUGUAACAGUUGCUACCAACAUUGGAGACGUACUGGAACGGCUCGUCCGACUUCGGGCCCAACAAUAGGCAAAAGAGGUGGUGGUCCAGCAAAUACGCGAGCUCGGGGUCAUCCACCAAAAGGCAUGCACAUUAACCACGACGAUUUGGCUACCAUGGCAUCUGGCAAUGCUGGCACCCUGCUGCUGAAAUCUAUGGAGAGGGAGCUCGAUUCUUUGCAGAGACAAAUUCAGCAAAACAAGCAGAGCAUUAGCUGCCUGAAACGCAAACACUCAGAUUCGAUUGAUGAUUUGAGACCUGGCGAAGACAAGCAACGAAACAACCCCCGUUGGUCCAACGACGAACUCAUGUUGGCUGUUGAGGGAUUCCGUAAAUAUGGAAAAGAUUUCAAAGCCAUAUCUGAAAUGCUUGGCAACAAAACCGAACAUUUGGUUCGCACCUUUUUCAUCAACUACCGUAAACGUUACGACCUAGAUCACAUAAUUAAGGAAUGGGAAAGGGAAAACCUUCCAAUGAAUGCUGAGAAUGGAGAUGCUAAUGGUGACGACAGCGACGACGUCAUCUGUUUGUCCCCAAGCCCUCCAAAAAAGGACACUAUGAAAAACGGCAAUGGUAAAAUAGGUCCCCAGAUGACCACAAAAUGAUUUAAUAUAGAUUACUUUCCUGGUCAGAAAUCUGUAUUUUAUAUGCAUAGGUAUUUAAAAUCAAAGCAUAUACAUACUUAUUAGACUGUUGAAUUAUUAUUGACAAUUUCAAAAAGGAAUGUUUAACAAAAUAUCUCGCAUCCAAGAAUUUCGGGAAAUCUUAGGGCAAUGUCUUUUUAAGUUUAUUUUUUUAUUAUUUAUAAUGAUUUUUGAUAACCUAGAAUAGCUGAUAAUAUUAUAUUAUAUACAAUUAAGGAAUGUACAUAAGAAAUAUUUUUUAUGACACACCAGUUUUUUAGUUCAAAAUGUUCUCUGUAUUGUGUUGCAUACAUUGGCAAAGAUUUCAACAAUAGUUGCCUAUUGUAGCUGUAAAUAGUUUUAUACCAAACUGUACAGAAUCAAUUAUUAUUUUUUCAUGUAUUUUGGAUUAACCAGAAAAGUAAUCGUGUUGUUAAUCCAUAAAAUGUGUAACAGCUUAUAAGAUGUAUUGUUACUUCCGAAUAAAUGGACUAAGUAAUUGAAAAAAAUAAUAAUUUAUACUUUAAAACAUUCUUUGUCGAAAACAUGGUUUGUUUUUUACCUACCUAAUACAUGGAAUUUUCUGUACAAUAACAUUUUUCCACUAAAUAGAUAAGUACUUAGUAAGAAUAGGUAUUUUUAUUUUAAAAUUUUUAUCGAGCAUAUUUUUAUUUUAAUGAAUAUUUUAUAUUUAUUUGUGUAAAGAGAGAAUGACAAGUAAUUAUCGUAUAAGAUAUUCAUCAUGUCAUUGUGAAUGUGUUGGGAAAGUUAAAUUGAAUAUUGAAUAAAAUAUGGUCAACCAUAUAAAAUUGUGCUCCUCAUGGACGCAUGUUACCAAAAUUAAAUGUGCAACAAAAAUUGGUAAUUUUACUUAUGGUGUGCAUGUAUGUAUUAUUAUUUUUAUGUUAGUUUACAAAUCCUAAUUUUUAGCUAUGCUAUAUUUAAACUCUAGGAUCCAUAUUUAUUUGCAUAAAUUCUUUUACUUUGUCUAUUUUUUUUAAAUCCUAGACUAUACUGCUAGUGGCAUAGGUUGAUAUCAUUAGAUUAGUUUUUGUCCUAUUUAAAUAAAAUUCAAAUACUAUUAUGAUUCCGUUAGUUUUAUUUUUGAAUGAAUCUCAUAAGAUUACUUAAUUAACACAUAGUUAAGGAGGUGUAAGCGGUCGAAUACAAUCAGGUGAGUAGAGGGUUAUAGGAAUAAUAAUUAUGAAAAUGACUUUCUAAUGCCAAUAAAUCGCAGCAAAUAUCUAGUGACUUCUGUGAAAGUAACUAUAGGUACCUACUACCUACUACAAAGGGGAAGGUACCUAAUUUUCCACAAAAAUAUCUUAAUUAAAUAUGUAUGUACUUUAUAAAAGUAACUACCUAGAUAUUUUAAAUAAGUUACUUUAGAAUCGUCUUGAUACAUUUUGCCAGAAAUUAAAAUAUUUAGAAAAGGAAAACUUGAGUAUUUUAUGGGCACUAUGCAUUGGUAUAGUCUACUACUGUGACAAUCACAGGGAGAAAUACUUAGAAAAAUAUUCCCAGCAAGGAUAUCUUGGUUGAAAAACCUUAGCACUUGCUUUUCAACGACAUCGCUGGAAAUUUUUAAUUUUUACAGAACAGUAAAUAACAGCCAGAAUGUAAACUUCUGGAACGGAUGGGCACUCGCAGAAGAAAAAAAUAAUCGACAAAUUGGAGUCUUAAAGGACAAUUUAGAGAAUCAGAGAUUCAUAGAUCACAGAAUUUUAUAAACAUUUGCUGCUAAAGACUAGUUCAAUGGUUAGAAUAUUAGGGACAGCUGAUUCUAGAUUUUACAGUGCUAUUCGCGAAAAAGGGCUAUCGCGUUUCUUCUGGAUUUUACAAGAAUGGAUUACAGAUAAGUAAAAGCCGGUAUUAGUUCGAAGUUUUAAGUUCAAGAUUGGCUGUGAUACGUUUUAGAUAGUGAUUAUUGUAAGAGUUAAGUUGUUUGAGUUAAUUAGUCAAGUAAUCAGUGUCAGAGCGUGUAGUAAUGUGGAAAAAAUUAUUGUGUUAAUUUUACUUUAAUUUUGGAAUAAAUGAACCCAAGAUUAAUGUCACGCACCCCAAAGCCGUGACAUUACUAUAGGUGCUAGCUAUAUUGAUGAAAAAAUAAUUUUCUUUUCAAACUUAUUGGUCCCUAAAAAUCAGUAAUCUAACAAAAACAUAUAUUUUCAGCAAACAAAAUUAUCUAAACAACAUUCUAUGCAUAAAAUAUUCUAAACUGCAUUAUUUUUUCUAUUUUUCAAAAUGCUGCCUAUGAAAAAUUCUCCAGCUUUAUAAGAACUUCUGACCAAAGGACCGCUGGCUACAUACAAGAAUCCCAUUUCAUGACCAACUGUCUCCCAAUGUUUGUAUUUUGCAGGAGUAACAUAUUCCACAACCUAGAAAUAGUACAACUAAAUAAAAGCAAUGUUUUAUCGAAGUUAAUGUUACCUUUAAAUGUCUUUUAGUUGGCUGCAUGUAUUGUCCAAGGGUAACACAAUCGACACCAGCUUGUUUUAAUUCUUUGAGAGUGGUUUCUACUUCUUCAUCAGUCUCACCAAGGCCUAACAUUAUAGACGAUUUUGUUAUUAGGUUUGGAUUAAUUUUUUUUGCGUUCUCCAGUGUAAACAGCGAUU
Molecule: messenger RNA, 4484 nt
Organism: Ceutorhynchus assimilis (cabbage seed weevil)
Lineage: Eukaryota; Metazoa; Arthropoda; Insecta; Coleoptera; Curculionidae
Source: the annotation of a GenBank genome assembly